AUGUCGACCCCGUACGCAGAGGACAUCAAAACCGCUCGCGCCGAGAGCCCCUUCGACGUCCCCUCUCUCCACGACUCUCCAGAGGCCACCCAUGCGCAGAUACAGCCCUCUGCACGGCCGCCGCUUGACUACUCGUCCGCCUUAGCUCUCGUGCGAAGCGUAUGGAGACGCUUCGUGAGCCUGUGGACCAAGCGGUUCAUCCUCUCCCUCCUCGCUGGCCAGGUCGUCUCGCUCUGCAUAACGUGUACGAACGUGACGACAACAGAGCUCCAGAACCGCAACUGGAAGCUGCCUACUACGCAGACCUUCUUCCUGUACUUCUCUCUAUGCUUAAUUUAUACGCCGUACACGAUAUACCAGUACGGAUUCGUAGGAUGGCUCAAGAUGAUCUAUAAGGAUGGCUGGAAAUACAUUAUUCUGGCCGCAUGCGACGUCGAGGGCAACUUCCUCGUUGUGAAGGCGUAUCAGUACACGACACUGCUAUCGUGCAUGCUCCUCGACGCAUGGGCGAUCCCUGUCUGUCUCCUCUUCUCUUGGAUAUACAUGCGCCCGAAGUACCACUGGACGCAGAUCCUGGGUGUGGUGAUAUGUAUAGGCGGCCUGGGCAUGUUAGUUGCCUCGGACGAGAUUACCGACAAGGACUGGCCGGAACUCAAUCGCGCUAAGGGCGACGUCUUCAUGCUCAUCGGCGCAUCACUUUAUGGAUUCACCAACGCAACGGAGGAGUUCUUCGUGCGGCGCUCGCCGCUGUACGAAGUCGUCGGGCAGCUUGGCAUGUGGGGCAUGAUCAUCAACGGCAUUCAGGCCGCAGGGCUUGAGCACCACGACAUGACACAAGCCAGCUGGAACGGCAAGACGAUCGGGCUGCUCGUCGCAUACACCGCGGCGAUGUUCAUCCUGUACACGGUUGCGCCGAUCCUGUACCGCAUGGCAUCCUCCGCGUACUACAACCUUUCCCUGCUCUCGAGCGAUUUCUACGGGCUGCUCUUCGGGCUCUUCCUCUACCAUUUCUCCGUGUACUGGUUGUACUUCCCCGCCUUCGCCGUCGUCCUGCUCGGGCUCAUCAUCUACUUCUGGCACGCGACGCCGGAGGAACAGGGUAAGCUGGAGCCCCGCGCGCCCGAGUACGUCGUUCAGCGCAACGGCGCAAACACCCGCAUCGCGGGACAGGUGUAGGCGCACUCACAUCUUGCUGGACGGGUCUGUACUUGUACUUCCUCUGAUCCUAUCAAUGGGGUCCACGACUGGGCGCGAUCGCUACAAAGUUGUGUCCCGAUCUGUCGGCGAAGACCGAAAUGCACCAGAGUCAAGCUGUACAAGACAGGUUGCGCCGGGUGUUUUGCUCGUGGGCUCUGUGACGCGGACGGCAAGUCGUUCAGUUAUAACCCACUCCUUGACACAAACCGCG
This is a messenger RNA of Trametes versicolor FP-101664 SS1, 1408 nucleotides long. RefSeq names its product DUF914-domain-containing protein. NCBI's taxonomy places the organism in Eukaryota, Fungi, Basidiomycota, Agaricomycetes, Polyporales, Polyporaceae. The transcript has 9 exons. The coding region runs from base 1 to 1176 and encodes 391 amino acids. Gene Ontology annotation, biological process: transmembrane transport. Gene Ontology annotation, cellular component: membrane. Gene Ontology annotation, molecular function: transmembrane transporter activity. The record is from RefSeq and is a predicted model, not a curated record.